GUAUUAGUGGAGGUCGACGACUCGUUUGAGCAUAUACAGCUUACCGUGUUCGACACUCUAUUCCACUCUGCUUGCUGUUCCACACGCCAGCGAUUGACAGCUUGUAGGCCGUCUACUUCAGCGGCAUCGGCAAAUUCAUGAAAUCGGGCAAGAUAAGUGUGACCCAUUUGGAACAAGAGAACAUUAUCCAAGAUUUGGAGACACAACAGAUAUAAUUUGGAGAGGAGACGAAACAUCAUCUGGAGGCUGCUGAUAUAAGGUGGUCAGACUUGAGGCGGAAUCAGACUGCUCGAGGGCUCAUUUCAGCCAUGUUUAGUAUAUGGAACGUGGAGAAAAGCAUAAGCGACUUCCACAGCAUGCCACACCAUGACCAGCGCUAUGUCGUUUGAUAUUGAUCCAGAAUAUCGCAUCGAUGAUUUGUGCAAAAUGGUCUUGGGAAAGUCAGAGUAUCAGCAGGCGAGUGGUCGUGAUUUAGAUGGGCUCACUCCCGGCACUACAUCUACUGUCAAAACCGCCGCCUCGAAAUAUGGCAAGGCACUAAUACACAAACUGGAAUUGCUCAAGGACACUCGAUUCUCCCACUGGCGUCACGAGUUCAUCGUCCUUACUCUGACUUAUGCAAAUGAAACGCAUCUGCUUUACUUGGAACAUUCUUGGCAUGGCACAGGACUAGGAGAACGAAUACCUGUGACUCUUAGCAGUCUUGUUGGCAGUCAGAAAGGCAGCGCAGAUGAAGCAAUGUUCUAUAAACCAAAUGACCCCCAUGAAAACCAUCGGAGGAAAUGCACCAUGACUGUCCUCGAAAUCCAGUUUUCUGAUCAUAGCCCUGGAGUCACUCUUCAUUUUAUUGCUCGGAUUCUAAGGCAAAUUGGGACGAAACAUAAAGCCUAUGCGUUAUUCAGCGCCAACUGUUGGGCUUGGUCUCGAGGCAUUGUUAUGGCCAUUGCCAUAGAUUCUAGUAGUAACGUCGAGAUAGUGACCAUGUCAGGGAGGGAUGUAACAUUGGACCAGCUCAAAAUUUACCUGUUGACCGAGUAUGGUGCGUUUGGCGGUCUGCUCUUGCAUUGCAUAGAGAAAGGGAGGCAUGACCUACGUUGGCACGAGUAUUGUACUCUGCGAUGUGUUUGCUUCCUUUGUGGCUUCAUUGGUCUCGGACUUUGGUUCAGACAUGUCAUUUUCGGUCCUCUCAACUGGGCACUACGCAUCAAGGAACUUUGCAUUUACAAGGACCGGACAGCCAACACGAAUGGUCAAGACCACACAUACACUAUCCUGCCGCCCGACUUUACAGAUUUAAUCCCCACAUUCCCGGGCAUUGCCACACACCUUCUGGGAUACAAUUUCUGCGGGCCAAGUAAAUAUCUAUAUAUCCUGGUUCCCCCGAUUGCAACCUCUGGAGCAAGAGUCACAUCAGUCCAUAUAUUUAUCUAUGGCGCUGUGGAGUUAGAACCAGGCCAGGAACAGUUGGCCUCUAUUACCGAGAGCACUCUCAACAGAAUGGAAUGGUUUCGAUGUGCUAUUCUUCGCCAAACGCAGGACGGAAGACUCAUCGAGGUCUCUGAACCCGCUUGCUUUCCACUCAGUGUACAGUUUCGGAACGAAUCGGGGAGGCGAUCGUACGGCGCUGUACAUGUCAUGGAACAUCAUCACCCAUUGACUCUGGGGUUACGUCAAGGGGACUCGAUAGCAAUAUGGGCCCUCGGAAGAGCUGGCUUUAUCCACAAACCAGCAGGCGCAUGGAUUAAGGUAGGUCACUUCAUAUGCAAAUACUUACUGGCGUGAACGAGAGGACACACAUUUAGGUCGUGACAAAUCACCGGCUCGGAUUUUUGGAUUGGCUGGUUGUGACCAACGUGGCGAGAACGAUUGCGGGACUUAUCAUAUACCCUCGCGGUC
Molecule: messenger RNA, 1896 nt
Organism: Suillus plorans
Lineage: Eukaryota; Fungi; Basidiomycota; Agaricomycetes; Boletales; Suillaceae
Exons: 3
Coding region: 367-1782 (471 amino acids)
Source: RefSeq, a predicted model, not a curated record